AUGGCUUCCAGUGGGUGCCCCGAGCAGACACAGGCUCGGCCAACCACGAGCCACCUGGAAUGCGCGGCGAUUUCUGAGUUUGUGCUCAAGAAUUGCGAGGGGCUAAGGCUAAGGCUAAGGGUUAAGUUCGUGCAUCUUGCUGUGCGGGAUUGUUGCAGGAGCUCCUGUGAAACAAGCUAUGCUAGACUUCGUGCAGGUAUCGCCAAUGACGUCAAUGCGUCCCGCAAGAACCGUCGUCUCUACCUAGGCAAUCUUCCUUACCACCUGGGAGUCACCGAGGAUUCCUUCUCGAAGCAGCUCUAUGAGACGAUGCGUGACCGUGGUAUGUGCAACGACCCCAACCAGAACCCUGUGCUGCACGUGUGGUUUGCCCGCGACAAGGGCGCCAACUACGGCUUUUGCGAGGUUGCGUCGCAAGAGGAGACAGAACGUGCGCUGCAGCUGGACGGUAUGCUUGUACUAGGAGUGCCUGUCUCAAUCAAGCGACCGAACGAUGCAGUCAGUCCUCUGGGUAUGAUUGGCGGCGUACCGGUGGGCAUGCAAGUUCCAGGCCAGCAGGCUUCCAUGCUGGCGCUGCCCAGCGCCCAGGUGAGUGCCACCAGCCCGAUUAUCCGCAUCGACGAGAUCCUGAAGGUGGAUGAGAAGACCACAGAGGAUGAUUACAACGACGUGAAGGAGGACAUGCAGGAAGGCUGCGGCGCCCAUGGCAAGCUCUUCAUGGUUGCCAUCGUCAAGCCCGCGCACGCUAGCGGCAAUGCCACGCUCAAGCCAGGUGAUGUGUACCUGCAGUGUGCCACUACCGACGACGCCACGAAGAUCAUGCGGGCCAUGGGCCAUCGAAAGUACGACGGCAGGCAGAUUUCGAUGACUUCCUACGAAGAGAGCCACUUGUCUCGUUUUGCGGCGGCAGGGCGGCCUAUGCAGAGGUGUGCAUGUGAAAGGACAGCCAUGACAAUAUCGCGUACUUCAAUCAAGAAUUUCCUGUAUGUAUGA
Symbiodinium pilosum is the source of this 993-nucleotide messenger RNA. Lineage: Eukaryota; Dinophyceae; Suessiales; Symbiodiniaceae. The record is from the annotation of a GenBank genome assembly.